Messenger RNA from Eucalyptus grandis, 1355 nucleotides. Its product is annotated as OVARIAN TUMOR DOMAIN-containing deubiquitinating enzyme 5. Gene Ontology annotation, molecular function: cysteine-type deubiquitinase activity. NCBI's taxonomy places the organism in Eukaryota, Viridiplantae, Streptophyta, Magnoliopsida, Myrtales, Myrtaceae. Bases 151 to 1122 code for a protein of 323 amino acids. The record is from RefSeq and is a predicted model, not a curated record. Gene Ontology annotation, biological process: protein deubiquitination. The transcript has 3 exons.
AUUUAACUCGAAUUAAAAUAAUAAUAAUGAAAAACGAAACCUCUUCUUCAUUCCUCUUGCCUCUUCUUCCACUGUUUGCCCUCUCUCUCUCCCUCUGGACUUCACGGCGACCAGCCAUCAUCGACUGAAGCAGGAUAAGAGGGUACGCAAAUGGAUCAGACUGAAGUAGUUGGCGAGAAGCUGCCCGAUGGCUUAUUGGAGAGUGUACCUGAAAGUAGACCGGAGACUCGAGAUGAAAUGCUUUCUAGGCACAGGAAAGAGGUGUCACAGCUACAAAACAAGGAAACUGAACUGAAAAAGGGGGCUGCAAAGGGCAGCAAAGCUGAACAGAAAGCUAAGAAGAAGCAAGUGGAGGAAGAAAUCUCUAGGCUUUCCAAUAAACUCAAGGAAAGACAGGCUGAAGAACUUGCUUCAUUAGGCUACAACGGGACCAAUGGAGAUGUUAAAGGGAAUCUCGACAAUUUGGUGAAGGCCAUAGCUGGGGUUUCUGUUGCCAGCCAAUCUGAACAUUCAAAACCAAGCAAGGGCGUGAAGAGACGCGAGAAAAGAGCUCAGCAAGAAGCAGCAAGGGAGCAGAGGAUUCAAGAAGAGCAGCAGAAUAUCGUGAGCGACCGGCUGCUAGAAAACGAGAAAUUAGAAAAGAAGCUUGAACCCCUUGGAUUGACUGUUAAUGAGAUAAAGCCAGAUGGGCACUGCCUUUACAGGGCUGUGGAAAAUCAAUUAGCCUUGCUCUCUGGAGGUUCUUCUCCUUACACGUAUCAAGAGCUUAGAGAAAUGAUCGCUGCCUACAUGAGGAAACACGCUUCGGAGUUUCUCCCAUUUUUCUCAUCUGAAAAUACAGUCGAGGGAGAUAGUGAGAAGUCAGUAGCGGAGAAAUUCGAGAAUUACUGCAAAGAAGUGGAGUCGACAGCCGCAUGGGGAGGACAGCUGGAGCUCGGUGCGCUAAGUCACUGUCUUAAAAAACACAUAAAAAUCUUUUCCGGAUCAUUCCCUGAUGUGGAGAUGGGGAAGGAAUAUCAGUCUGAUGGCGGAACUGGCUUGUCCAAUUUAAGCAUCAUGCUCUCUUACCAUAGGCACGCAUAUGGGCUUGGAGAGCACUAUAACUCUGUCGUCCCAAUUUGACGAGAUAGAGAUGGGAAGUAUCUUCAUCGCGGAAAUAUAGUUGAAAUGUGGCAAUGGUCAACGCGUGUUGUACUUUUUUAAGGCAGCAAUAGGUUUUUGUGUUGCGUUCUGAGUCUCGAAACAGCAGAUGUGAGCAGAGGUUGGAACUUAAUUCUGUGUGUUGUCCAAACUUGUUAUGAAAUGACACUUUUUGGCAGUAUAGUUUCAAAAAACGGAUUAUUUCAUUCCUGAUA